Molecule: messenger RNA, 8674 nt
Organism: Mobula hypostoma (lesser devil ray)
Lineage: Eukaryota; Metazoa; Chordata; Chondrichthyes; Myliobatiformes; Myliobatidae
Product: MOB kinase activator 3C-like
Exons: 4
Coding region: 313-963 (216 amino acids)
Cellular component (GO): cytoplasm
Source: RefSeq, a predicted model, not a curated record
UUAGACUGAGCUUUGAAAGAGGAAAGCACCACAGUGCGUGGCUGUGUUAACCUGACUCCUUAAGGAUGUAAAUCCUUCACAGUUGCAGCCUUCUGUAGCAAAUGCAAAGAUCCGUGUGUGGCAGAGAAAGCAAUAUUCCUUGAAGUGUAUAGGGAAAAUUUUGUUUGCCACAUCAAGCUGUGAAGAAUGACCUGAGUGAGUGACCUCUUGACAUCUACCCAUUAGCACUGUCAAGACAAGUGAAUUGCUUCUGCGCUGAAUUGUGUUUAAGAGAGAAACGUUCCACUUUUGACAUUCUACACCAUUUUGAAGAUGGCCCUUUGUCUGAAGCAAGUUUUCAAUAAAGACAGGACAUUUCGACCUCGAAAAAAAUUUGAGCCUGGAACCCAACGGUUUGAGUUGUAUAAGAAAGCUCAGGCCUCACUUAAAUCUGGUGUUGAUCUCAAGACUGUAGUCCAGCUUCCUACUGGGGAAAACCUCAAUGACUGGAUUGCAGUGAACACUGUAGACUUCUUCAAUCGAAUCAACCUCAUCUAUGGUACCAUUUGUGAGUACUGCACUGCAAGGAGCUGUCCUAUCAUGUCAGGAGGGCUGAAGUACGAAUACAGAUGGCAGGAUGAACACAAGUACAAGAAGCCUACAAAAGUGACUGCUCCACAGUAUAUGAAUUUGCUCAUGGAUUGGAUUGAAACCCUAAUCAAUGAUGAGGACAAUUUCCCCACCAGAGUUGGUGUCCCCUUCCCUAAGAAUUUCAUGCAGCUUUGUAAGAAGAUUCUCACCAGACUUUUUCGUGUCUUUGUACAUGUUUACAUCCAUCACUUUGAUCGGAUUACCACGAUGGGAGCUGAAGCCCACGUAAAUACAUGCUACAAACAUUUCUACUACUUUGUGACCGAGUUUGACCUGAUAGAUGAGCGGGAGUUGGAGCCUCUGAAAGUCAUGACAGAGAAAAUUUGCCACUAAUUCCAGCUUGAGAACAGCCACGCAAUAACUCUCCUUGUGAAAUGUAACCCAGCAUUUGAGCCAAGACUAAGAAGAUUAUUAAAAAAAUGGCCGUCUUUGGUCUGAGCCCCGCAAAUUCUGAACAAGCAGAUUCAUUUAAAGUCAUAAAUGAAGAGUCAGAACAGUAGUCAAAACUUUUCAAGGUUUCUCUUGGGAACAGAUUGGUAAUAAUAAAUUGUGUGCCAAUGAAAUGGACUCACUUCAGGAUAACUGCCAUUUGAAACCCUACAAUGCAUUCUCCAAAUUGAUUUAAUUCAGUCAUCUGACAGCAAUUCAGCAUUUUCUGAUGUUUAUUGUUAGAUUCAUGAAAAAAAUACAAUCUAAGCAUGUCAUUAAACUGAAAUACUCGCUCCAGCAAAGCCAUCUGUUUAAAUAAGAUGACCUGAGACAGAUAUUUGAAAUCUAACGGGGAUCAUAAGACACUCUGUCUUGAACGUUGGCAGCGGAUGUACAUUUAUUAUAACAUCUCCCUUUCUGGCCAACUAUUACAUGGCUAGGAUAACUCAACACCAGAUUUGGACCAAAACCAAGAGUUGUCAGACAUGUAUCAUGCCCAAAAGGACCAGAACUUGGCAAACAAAAUAGUCUGGAACUGUUGGAAAGAAACCACAAUUCCAUACCAAUUUGUUAGAAAUAUUUUUCAAAAGCUUCUCCAAGUUCAUUCUAGGCCACAGGAGCCCUGGACUUGCUGGCCGUUAUUAUCCUUCAAUUGAUGGCUGCUCUGGUGUUGCCCACCCAUGGAGUCCUGCAGAAGAACCAACAAUGCACAAGCAAAUUAGUUUACUGAACCUGUACCAGGUUAGGUCCUAAAUCAGGAAUACCAUUUAAUUUUAAUAAGGAGAGAGAAAUAUGAGGGGACUAUGUAAGAAUGGGAUAAUUUGUAUUUUUAAUCAAUUGUAUUUACUUUGUUUUGCUUAUCAUCGUUCUUAGGUAUUUUAAAUGUGCUUAUGUCUUUUAAUUGCUUUGAACAUAUUUCAAGAGCAUGCGUAGUCCUUGAAAAAUUUGGCUAUUGCUAAACCAGGAGUGUGUAUUUUUUAAAGUAUUGAGAUGGAUGGCGCUUAGUCUGUUCUGGUGUGUUCCUCAGGGCGCUGACACCAUACAGGACUUUAUGAUGGGGGUGACAUUUAUCACUGAUAGGCACCAUGAGAGAUAUGGCCUAGGGCACUUAAUGUAUGCUCUAGUCCAAUUCCAUCCAGCUCUACCUCAUGACCACCUCUCUUGACAAUUCCUUUAUCUCUGAAUAAUGAAACAGGUUGCCCCAACAUUUAGUAGUGGAGGAGCAGAAAUUUGUCCAAAUAAAUAUUGGAAAUACUGUAGCCGCUGUAUUCCUUAUCUGCUAUUAAGUCUGUUUCCUACAAUUGUUUGACAGUAAACCCCAGACUCUUUGCAACCUUUAUGUUAUAUUUGAUAGUGAAGUGAACUUCACAUAAAAUCAUAAUCAUCUAUUUAUGUUUCUAACGCUAAUGCCAGCGACCCAGGCCAAUAUCCCCGGUACAGUUUCCCUGUGACUGUGUGUGGGUUUCCUUCAGGUGUUCCAGUUUCCUCCUACAUUCCAAAGAUGUACGGGUUGGUAGGUUAAUUGGUCAAUGGGUGUAAUUGGGAGAUGCAGGCUUGAUGGGCCGGGAGAACCUGUUACCGGGCUGUACAGUACCUUUAAAUAAGUCAUUGUGGAUGGCUAAUCAGCAUUGACCGCCAUUAAACUUGUUAGCAUAAAACAUAGACGACUGCAGUACAGGCUCUUUGGCCUACAGUGUUGUGUUGACCUUUUAACCUACUCUAAGAUCAGUCUGACCCUUCCCCCCUACAUAGCCCUCCAUUUUUCUAUCAGCCAAGAGUUUUUUCUAAAUGUUCCUAAUGCAUCUGCCUCUAGUGAUUGAAUUCAUUUCUAUCUGUUUAAUGUGAUAAUUCAAAAAAAUUGAAUUUGUUUUGUUUAUAUUCAGCUAAUCUCUCAAAUGUUCUUUCAAAGGUAAUGUAAUAAUACCACUAAUGGCAUGCUGGCCGUUCUAUAGCUGACAUAAAGGAAAGGGACAGACAGAGGAGUUUCGAUUGUUCAUUCAAGGAGAGAAAAAAGGCUCAUCUCUGAUACAUUAUGAACAGACAAUGUGACUAUACAAGAGUAACAAGAAUGGAAUGUUUACUUUUAUCCGGCACGUACUGUCGUUUUACAGGAUUUAUAAUUGAACUAAUUGAGUUGACAACUUAAAUGUAAGGCAGGUUUUGUAGCAGUCAUUUAGUACAAAACUAAACAUACAAUGGUGCUAGAAAGUUUGUGAACCCUUUAGGAUUUUCUCUUUCUGCACAAACAUGACCUAAAGUGUGAUCAGAUCUUCACGCAAGUCCUAAAACUAGAUAAAGAGAACCCGAUUAAAUAAAUAACACAAAACAGAUUGCAAUUGUUCAUUUGCUUAUUGAGAAAAAUGAUCCAAUAUUACACGUAUUUGUUGGAAAAAGUAUGUGAACCUAUGCUUUCAGUAACUGGUGUGACCUCUUUGUGCAGCAAUAACUUCAACCAAAUUUUUCCGGUAACUGUUGAUCAGUCCUGCACAUCGACUUGGAGAAAUUUUAGACCAUUGCUCCAUACAAAACUGUUUCACUUCAUCAAUAUUUCUGGGAUACCUUGCAUGAACAGCCCUCUUCAGGUCAAGCCACAGCAUCUCAAUUGGGUUAAGGACUAGACGCUGACUUGGCCAUUCCAAAACAUGAAUUUUUCUUCGUUUUAAACCAUUCUGUUGUUGAUUUACUCUUGUGUUUUGGAUCAUCGUCUUGUUGCAUCAUCUAACUUCUAUUAAGCUUCAGGUGAUGGACUGCUAUCCUAACAUUCUCCUGUCAAACCUCUUGAUGCAGUCUUGAAUUCAUUGUUCCCUUAAUGAUUGCAAGCUGUCCAGGCCCCAAGGCAGCAAAGCAGCCCCAAACGAUUCUGCUCCUUCCACCAUGCUUUGCAGUUGUUAUGAGAUUUUGGUGUUGGUAUGCAGUGCCCUUUUUCCUCCAAACAUAGCAAUGUGCAUUUCUGACAGAAAGUUUAACCUUUGUCUCACCUGUCCACAGAACAUUGUCCCAGAAGUUUUGUCGAACAUCCAGGUGGUCUUUGCAAACUUGAGACAUGCAGCAAUGUUUUUUUUGGAGAGCAGUGGUUUCUUCCAUGGUGUCCUUCCAUGAACACCAUUCUUAUUCCAUGCUUUUCUCAUAAUGGACACAUGAACAGAGACUUUAGCAAGUUCUAGAGAUUUCUGCAGGUCCUUUUCUGAUAUCCUUGGGUUCUUUUUCACUUCCUUCAGCAUUGCACGUUGUGCUCUUGGUGUGAUCUUUGCAGAUGCCCACUCCUAGGUAGAAUAAUAAUACUGAAUUUCCUCCAUUUGGAGACAAGUUCUCUUGCUGUGGACUGAUGAACACUCAGGUCUUUAGAAAUACUUUUGUAGCCUUUUCCAGCUUCAUGCACCUCUACAAUUCUUCUAAGGUCCUCUGAAAGAUGUUUUGAUCGACACAUAGUGCACAUAAAGAGAUUUUUCUUGAGAGCAAGCUCUGUCAGUAACUUGACUUUGUGUGUCUUUUUUAUAGGGCAGGGCACCUCCACAACCCACACCUCCAAUCUCAUCUCAUUGAUUGGAACAACUGACUCCAAAUAGCUUUUGUCGAAGGCUCACAAACUUUUUUGAACACGGACUGUGAUUGUUUAAAUGGUGUACUCAGUAUUGAUGAGAAGUACAAUUAUUUGUGUGUUAUUAGUUUAGGCAGAUUGUGUUUAACCAUAUAACCAUAUAACAAUUACAGCACGGAAAUAGGCCAUCUCAACUCUCAACUCAUGUCCUCUUGUUUGAAUCUCCCCUACUCUCAAUGGAAAAAGCCUACCAACGUCAACUCUAUCUUUCCCCCUCACAAUUUUAAAUACCUCUAUUGUCCCCCCUCAACCUUCUACGCUCCAAAGAAUAAAGACCCAAUUUGUUCAACCUUUCUCUGUAACUUAGGUGCUGAGAUCCAGGUAACAUUCUAGUAAAUCUACUCUGUACUCUCUCUAUUUUAUUGACAUCUUUCCUAUAAUUCGGUGACCAGAACUGAACACAAUAUUCCAAAUUUGUACAAUUUUAACAUUACAUCCCAACUCCUAUACUCAAUGCUCUGAUUUAUAAAGGCCAGCAUACCAAAAGCUUUCUUCGCUACCCUAUCCACAUGAGAUUUCACCUUCAGGGAACUAUGCACCAUUAUUCCUAGAUCCCUCUGUUCUACUGCAUUCUUCAAUGCCCUACCAUUUACCAUGUAUGUCCUAUUUUUGUCUAUAAUUUUGUCUAGAAUAAGAUCAGACCAUAUUUUAUGAGUAAUUAAUGCAGAAAACCAGGUAACUGCAAAGGGUUCACUAAUUUUUUCUUGCAACUGUAUCUAUGCAAUCUGUUAACUUAGAUAGCUUUUUUUAUAGGUUAUGUUACCUCUUAGGUUACUUUACAUAGAAUUGGUUGAAAUUGUGUGUUUUUUAAAGUUAUUUUAAAUGGGUGCACUUUAAUGGGCUGCAUGCUUGUUUAAUUUAACAAGAGGACCUUGUAGAAGGUAGAACAGAAUCAUAGCUGUCAGCCAACAUAAUCCAUCAUUUUAAAGUGCUAUAUAAUGUCAUCUUGGAAUAUUUUACAAGGACAUAAUGAUGCAAUUUGAGAAUUUCAGACCUAUUAGAAUGUCAUUUAAAUGAAACGUUAAAUUGCAUUCUAAUAGAUCUAGCUGUACCCACUCAAGGGGGAGGAAUCACUAUACCCACUCAUGGGGAAGGCUUUGGGCAUAAAUCCUGAGGAAAAUUCUGAAGCUGGAAUCCCUAAUGCAGUCCCCCAUUGAGUUCAAUACUGACUGGCAAUUCCUGCGAUGCCGCUGGUGCCAAACUGUAUUGGUGUCUGCCGUUCCUUUGGAUUCAUCAGCUGCAUGGGCAACAGCUUUCUCUCCAUAUUGCCACGCCCUGGUUUGCUUAUCACAUAGACAGCUGGGCUGCAACAUCAAUAGCUGACCUCAAAUAAUCAAAAUGUUAAAACAAUCGGAAUUCAGUUCAAUGCAGUAUAUUGAAUGGAGAAGCAAUGUUGUUUAUAACCAAGCUUGUUGACAAAGAAUAAUGCACAUUUUUAGUUGAAAAAGUGAACCACACGAUCAGAAUAGUGUAAAUAUGAUCUUUAAUCACAUAAUUCUUUUAAUCUAAAUGGGCAGAAAGCAAUAUGUGUUUUUAUAUAUAUGCAAGUUCCAACUUGCUUGAUUUUCUGAUAAGUCUACCAUCAACUAGAUCAUUGAGGAAAAUCUCUCAGAAUAUUCUGUUAGUCAAAAGUCAAGAGCAUUUUAAAUUAAGAUGUAAAGAGACAUUGUUCUGACCAAUAUUGCAUGGCCACAAUGCUCAGCAGAAGAAAACAAAACAACAAAACAGAACACAACAAGUGACAAAACAAUAACAGCAAAACAAGCCCUAUUCCUCUUCCCAACUUGCCCAAUAGUAUCAUACACAGAAAUAGAAAUUGUCCUGUUUUGCAUAGUUAAUUGUAUAGUCAUGCUGGUUCAGACAAUGGGAGAGCUCAAAUUGUUCAUCCGAACACUGAGAUGGAGCCUUUUUUUCAGCUUCUCUUUUCUAAAGAAACAUUCUCUCAGUGUAACUCUGAAAUGCCAGCCUAGUCUAGCUCAAUUACUUAAUUAUGGUUUGAAUCCAGAAGGAGCAGUGCAUGCAUGUGUGUACUAAAGUCUAGAUAACUUUCAGGUAUGGGCCGGCAGGUGGCCUGAAGCAUGUGAGUCAUACUUUGCUAAUCUCCAAUUAAACAGAGUCACAUCAUCUACCCUUAACAUACAAUAAGUAGCAUGACCAUAAACAAAACUCCCACUAUCAGUUUCCUGAUGAGAAGGGUGGGCGGAGAUGGAGGAUUACAAUGACCAGAAGCUUAACCUGCCACAACAGGUUAAAGGCUGGGUAUUCUGUAAUAAGUGAGUCUGAUAUCUGUGGCAAUUCAGGAGUGUGAUAUACUUUCUGCUUGCCUGGAUGAGUGAAACUAACACCACUCAGAGUUUGAUACCACCCAGGACAAAUCAAACUUUUUGAUUGGCCCCAUCUAGCACCCAAAACCAUAAUUACCCCUGCUGCUGUCACCUCAUGGCUUCAGCACGUGUCACCAAAAAAAUACCAUGUAGUUAAAUCCCUCAGCUUCUCCUACAAUAUAUAAUGUCUACCACCUAGAAGGACAAAGGCAAUAGGUACAUUGGCACACAUUUACCUGCAGUUUCUUUCCAGGUAAUACACCUGAACUGGUUUAUGCUUUUAAUGGAUCUAAAUCCUGGAACUCCCUGUCUAGCUGAAUUGUGGGAGUACCUUUAACUGCCACCUGACCAGCAGAUUAGAUGGCAGAUAUCAUGAGAUUCAAUAGGCAUUCAUUAGAAUGCCUUUAGAUAACCUCUUGGAAACAGUUUGGUGAGGAUUCCUUCCGAUGAAUGCUUUUCAUUAAAAAAAAUGAGUAGAAUCCUCAUCAGCAUGCCCCUGGAAACACAAUGGGACGCCAUGUUUGAGUUCAUAUACUGUCCAAAUGCCAGUUGCUCUGUUAGAUUCUGAAGUUUAACCUUACUAAUUGUUGACAGCUUGAUGAGCUGUGCACUACAUUCUAUCCUAAAUAUACUGAGCCUGAAGAAGUGUCUCAUUCAUGAUCAUAGAGCCAUUAUUCAAUUCAUGUCUAUCUGAUGACUGAGCCAUGGGGAGUAAGAAAAUGAUAGUCCUACUAUAAAGUCAAAUAAUUUAGUUGUAAUGUUGUGUAGCCAUUAAAACAUAUCAUUUUCACAUCUUAUACAUUCAUAUGGAUAAAGUAAUAAUUCUUUACUUCUCAACUAUUAAUAGUUAAUGUGUUACUCUAAAUCAGUUGUUGCUCUUACAUACUAUUAAUAUGAUAAACCAUAUAUCAUUGAUUUUUUUGAUGCCGUUACUUCCAACGUUCAAUAUUGCUUGACGGAUGACAGAUGUGUUCUGAUAACACGUGCAAGCCAUGACACUGGGUAUCAGCAGGUUAUUCAACAACUGCUGAAAUGCUUGCACAAUAAGGAACUUGUCAGAAAUCAACACAAAUUCUGAUGCCGUCAAAUUGGGAACUUCCCUGGUGUGAAUAAUUCAAGGAUCCACUGGAUAAACUUGCUGAGCCUUUAGGACAAUCUGUUUAACUCGAUAUUAAAUUACCAAUUGGAGUCAUCAGAUGGGUCAUUUGGAUUAACUGCAAGGUUUUUUACUUUGAGUUAAAGACCUGGUACAUUCCAUUGUCAAUUUUGGACUGUGGAGAGGUGAAAAGUUGAAUUUUUGUAAAACGCCAGUAUACUUCUGUAUCAUUUGAAAUCUUAUUUGACUUGUUUGUACAGAAUCUGCAGAGAAUGUUCUGCUUAACAAAAAGCUGUAUGAGACAGCGAUCUAUAAUACUGAUUUUGAUAUCUGUGGAGCUAAUCAGGAGAGUGUACACAAUCAUAAACAUUUGCUGAAUGUCAAUAACUAUGGAAGAUUGCAAGUUAAUCUUCUACAAGAUUUUGUGCUGGUGUGAAAUUGGAUGGAGUUUGUAAUAAACUAUUACAAGUAACUGAAAAGCACAAUGCACAGACUAAUUGAAUUACCCACUUCAAGAGUAUUGUAGACAACUACAAUAUUUCUUUUACAUUUUAUUAUAUAUAUAUUUUUUGAUUUUGAGUUUUCUUAUACUAUUUG